CUUCCGCUGACUAAAUGACUAACGCCUCGCAUUAAUGUUGACCUUCGUCCUCGGCGCCCGUGCUAACUUGGGAACUCGUGGAAGAUCUUCAUAUGCACGCCUUUUCAAUAGAUCGUUUCCUUUCACCGCGUUUGAUGCUCCCCGCCAUUUGCACUUAGCAUAGCGUCACAGAUCCUGAGGCCGCAAGUAUGCCUCACUCGCUUCCGGCCUUGACCUUUGUUCUCGCUUUGCAUUCUUUCGAGGUGGCAGCCAGCACGCCAGAAGUUAUGCUCGCACGCGGUGACAACGGGAAUGGAAACGGGUCAUCCAGCGCCACGACAUCGACAUCGACAUCGACUACGACCGACAUUUCUACUACUCACUCCAGUUCCACUUCUACUACUCACUCCAGUUCCACCUCUACUCACUCCAGUUCCACCUCCACUACUCAAUCCAGUUCCGCCUCCACUACUCAAUCCAGUUCCCCCUCUAUUACCCAGUCCAGUUCAAUUUCUAUAACUGCCAAUACAGUGACGCUCACCAGCUCAAGCUCAGGUUAUGCAAGGACCACUGGCACCAGUUCCUCGAGCUCAACCCAGAAUAACCAAUAUGGUUCGACUCUGACUUCAACUUCUAGUCAGGGCCUAAGCACUGCAGCGCGAACUGGUCUGGCAUUUGGGAUAAUGUUUUUCUUGAUAUUAUCCGCGAUGCUGUUUUGCUACCUGAAGAGACGAUCUCGUAGGGCUCGGGCGAAGGCAAGUGAGGGGCCUGCCCAUCUGUCGGCGGAAGUUAGUCAAUAUCGUCCCCCCAAUCCUGUUACGUCUCCAGAGAGAGAACUUCCACCUCCGCUGCGGGUUAAUCCUAAUCGCCGGAAUCCAUCCAAUAUCUCGCGCUCAACCCGCCAUUCAGCCAGGUCAAGCAUCGCUCCCUUGUUAAGCGACGAUUUCAGCCGAAAUUCUCACCCUGCGUCUACUUUGGACCACUACAGUACAUUGUCGCAUGCAACAGACACUCGGCCAGUAACUACGCAAGAUGUGCCUCCUCUCCCAAAUCCCCACGACACGUUCUCAGCACCCACCGGCUCUGCUUCGUAUGCAUCCAACAUGAUGACGACGGCCGCUUCCCCACCACAUUCAAAUGCUUAUAAUGCUUCAGUUCUCACGAGUACUGCAAUGACGGGCACCAUUGCUGCGCCGGUAGCUAGCUCCAGCAGUUCCCAGCCUGGACGCCGGCGCUCUGCGCUUCACACGGAUUUGGCUCGCCAUCAGAAGCAGCUCGAGCUCGAGCACAGGAAACGUCUUGAAACUCAGGAAGAACUGCAGGAACCUCCGCCAGAAUAUUCUUCUUGAGUACAUAUGCAUCACGGACUAUACUGCGAUCACUCAGCGCUUUGGACUAUUUGUAUCGCUUAAAAUUCCCUGACUCC
This is a messenger RNA of Suillus paluster, 1405 nucleotides long. RefSeq lists its product as uncharacterized. NCBI's taxonomy places the organism in Eukaryota, Fungi, Basidiomycota, Agaricomycetes, Boletales, Suillaceae. The record is from RefSeq and is a predicted model, not a curated record. The transcript is spliced from 3 exons. Bases 189 to 1328 code for a protein of 379 amino acids.